Molecule: messenger RNA, 906 nt
Organism: Helobdella robusta
Lineage: Eukaryota; Metazoa; Annelida; Clitellata; Rhynchobdellida; Glossiphoniidae
Exons: 8
Biological process (GO): chloride transmembrane transport; signal transduction; regulation of membrane potential
Cellular component (GO): membrane; neuron projection; synapse
Molecular function (GO): extracellular ligand-gated monoatomic ion channel activity; neurotransmitter receptor activity; transmembrane signaling receptor activity
Source: RefSeq, a predicted model, not a curated record
GACGUCACUGACCUACUUGACUCUCUUUUUAUUGGCUACGAUAAACGUCUUCGACCUAAUUACAAAGGACAGCCCGUUAUUGUGGGAGUAACAUUGCACAUCAUUAAAUUCUCAUCUAUAUCUGAAGCCAACAUGGACUUUACCAUUGAAUUUUUUUUCGUACAACACUGGACUGACGACAGGCUUAAAUUCGACAGUUCAACGUUCAACAUCACAUCACACGAGUUGUACAUUAGCAACGUCAUGCUCGACAAACUUUGGUGGCCGGACACCUUUUUCGCCAACGCCAAAAAUGCCAAAUUUCACGAGGCUACAGCCAGAAACAUGUUCCUCAAGUUAAGUGAGAAUGGAACUGUAACACUGAGUAUCAGACUGACCGUCGUGGUUUCGUGCAUGAUGGACCUCACGUACUUUCCAAUGGACAAACAAAUCUGCUCUCUGGUAAUUGAGAGCUACGCGUAUUCGACACGUCACAUAGCCUACAAUUGGCUGGGCAGGGCCGACCAAUCGGUGACCACCAAUAACAACUGCCAGAUGAUCGAGGCCAAGGUCAUUGGUAUAAAGGUCAUCAAUAAGACUACCAUUCUUAGCACUGGUCUCUUCUCAAGCCUCUCCUGCCUCUUCUACCUGAAACGCAACCUCAUCUACUACAUCAUCCACACCUACAUGCCUUCGACGCUCAUCGUCGUCUCCUCCUGGCUCAGUUUCUGGCUGCCCAAGGACGCGGGACCAGCCAGGAUAGCCCUAGGGAUUACCACCGUACUGACCAUAACCACACUCAUGUCUGCUUCAAAUGCCUCUCUUCCGAAAAUUAGCUACUUAAAGAGCAUCGACUUGUACACGAUAACCUGUUUCCUCUUCAUAUUCGCCUCCAUAGUUGAGUACGCCAUCGUCAGUUACGUAUCC